AUGCGCAUUCCUCUCUUCCGCAUCUGGUACUCGACCACGUACACCACCCUUCUUAUAAUCCUGCUCCUGCUCCUCGCCGUUACGCCCGCCGACACAAUAUACCAAUCGAUCAAAUCCAAAGAGCUCCAGAAGCUAUUUGUCAUCGGAGGUGUCUACCUGUUGACCUGUCUGAUUGUCCUGUUGAUCUACUCGACGCGCAUCUACACGAAUAGGACUGUGCUUGCUGCGAUACCCAAGAGCUAUGUGCCAAUCGAGGAAGGAGAGGUGGGAAAGGGUGUGCGAUGGAUGAUUGUCAAGCAUUUUAAGAGGAGCGCGGUCAUUGCGUGGGACAGCAGGCCGAGGGACGUUCGCGGCGAAGUCGACGUGGAUGAAGAGAAGGGCGAGGAGUCGCGACCAAAUACCGCAGAGAGCAGAAGAGAGAAGCACAAGGCGAACAAGAAGAAGGGCCACCACCACCAUCACCAUGCGCCGGAUGCGACAAUCAUACCUGUGUCUGCGAACUCGCCGCCUUGGGGCAACGUCUCGCAUCCAGGCUGGGCGUCACCUUCGUCGCCUGAUCUGCCAAACCUCCAGUACUGGGGCGUCAUCUGCGAACUACCGAACCUCAUCGAAGCGAAAGCCGUCUCCCUCGCACCGCCAGACCCAGCCCUCGAAGAAAGCGCCCAACAAUACCCCGACAACGCGCCGCCUCUCCCAGACGCGCGCAUUGUGACCCUCCUCCAGCGCCCACGCGCAAUGGGCCUCCGCGAAUACCUCGCCCGCCUCGCAGAAUUCGGGCUACUCAACCCACCAUCCCUCGGCGCCACGUUCCUCGCGCAAUACGAAUACGCACGCUUCUCCACCGCAAGCCUAACCGAGACACAAUUCCGCGACACCAUGGCCACUUUCGCAGAGAUUUUGAACGGCAUGACAGAAGUCGACCCGGCGGUUAUCGAAGAAGCACGCGCCCAAGACAUCGAGUCUGACACACGCAGUCUUGCGCCCACAGAAUCAAGCUCCGAAACGAGCAUCUCCUCGCACUCCCAUCUCCCCUACCGCACACCGCAACUCGAGCGCCAAGCUUCGCUGUCCUCUUUCAACAGCUCCCUAUUAUCAGCCGAUAGUAAUUCGACUACGCAUUCCCCGCAAACUGUCCGCACCGCUCCGUCACGCCAACAACAGCGCAGUUCCACUCUCUACGGUACACCGCGUACACCCUCGCAACGCUCGCAUGCGGAUUCUGGGUCGGAGACAGGCUCUGUCAUAGUCCGUGAAAGGCCGCGCAGAAGUCCGAGUACUCUGUUGCCCAAUUCGAGCGAGAGUUCGCUGGGAAGUGGAGGCAGUGUGAUUCGCCUGCAUCCUAACCCCAGUGAGGGGGAUUUGCCGUACGAAUAUACUAUUGACGCUGGGUGA
Messenger RNA from Alternaria incomplexa, 1392 nucleotides. RefSeq lists its product as uncharacterized. The record is from RefSeq and is a predicted model, not a curated record. Lineage: Eukaryota; Fungi; Ascomycota; Dothideomycetes; Pleosporales; Pleosporaceae. The transcript has a single exon. Bases 1 to 1392 code for a protein of 463 amino acids.